Trichobilharzia szidati is the source of this 2117-nucleotide messenger RNA. The record is from the annotation of a GenBank genome assembly. NCBI's taxonomy places the organism in Eukaryota, Metazoa, Platyhelminthes, Trematoda, Strigeidida, Schistosomatidae.
CAAGAAAUCGAUAAAGCUACCACAACUCUUAAGCUUACUAAUACUCCCGGCCCAGAUGGAAUGUCUUCUGUCCUCUUAAAAAAGGGUGGAAAUGACAUGAAUCUACUUCUUCUCAAGAUAUUUUCAACUUCGAUAAGGAGUGGAACAUAUCCAAAUAGCUGGAAGAAAUCUUACGUUGUACCCAUUCACAAAACCGGGCCUAUAGCGGACAUAGAUAAUUACCGCCCCAUCAACAUUACUCCCGUAGUUUCACGUGUGAUGGAAAAGAUUAUAAAGAAGCAAAUUGUUCAGUUUUUGCUCUCGAAUGACUUAAUAUCCGCCUUCCAAUACGGUUUCCUAAAUAGAAGAUCGUGCAUUGCUUGCCAAUUAGAUUAUUUCGACCACAUUACUGAGUGUGUAGACAAAGGUCGUUCAGCAGCAACAUUAUUUCUAGACGUUAGGAAAGCUUUUGACAAGGUCCCACAUAAGAGACUCAUAUUGAAACUCCUAUCUUAUGGAAUAAGUGGAAGGCUACUUGAGUGGAUAACUUCUUUUCUUACAGGAAGAGAACAGUUAGUUAAAGUCAACCAUCACUUAUCAACAUCCAAACCGAUAACCAGCGGCGUGAUACAAGGUAGUGUUCUUGGCCCUACCCUAUUCAUUGUAUUCAUAAAUGAUAUUGUUUCUAUGAUCAAGUAUGGCAAGCCAUACCUCUUUGCAGACGACCUCAAAGUUGUCUAUGAUUUCGACUAUAAUGAUAUGAAUAUUGUUAGUAAAAUCCAAGAAGACCUAAAUAGUCUAUGUAAUUGGAGUGAAAAGUGGCAGUUAAUGUCCAAUCCAGCUAAAUCUGGGAUAACAUACUUCGGACGUUGGAAACCUAGCAUGUGUCUAUACAUGUACGGUGACCUUGUCUCAAACACGAACACAGUCACAGAUCUCGGGGUAACAUACUCAGAUCUUACCUUUACUGAACAUGCAAAUAAGGUGGUAUCUGAUUGUAAACGUCUAACCGGCUUUGUGCUACGCAACUUUUAAACCCCAGAAGCCAGAUUAGCCAUAUAUAAGAUAUGCAUUCGCCCCAAACUUGAAUACUGUGCCCACUUAUACAGUAGCUUUAAAUCAGCAGACAGAAAAAAAGUUGAAAGUGUCCAAAGAUCCCUGACGAAACGCAUAUUAGGUUAUGAUCAGCAAAUAGAAUACCUUGACAGAUGUAUUCGACUGGACUUAGAACCCUUAUGGUUAAGGAGGGUGAAGUGCAAUUUAUUUCUCUUAUUCAAAGUUAUAAGAAAGCACUGUAACAGUAACUCGUCUAUAGCCUGGGCUAAUCCUAAAUCGUAUGAACAACCAUAACUGCCUUCUCAAGGUUAACACCCAUAAGCUCACCACUAGAGCUAACUUUUUCACCAUUAAAUAUUGCAAACUUUGGAACCAACUACCCUCUGAGAUUAGAUCCUGUGAAAGGCCUGACAGUUUCAAAAGGAGCCUAGAAAAACAUAUUAACAUGUCCACCCUAGCCCUUCUAAAUGAUCUCAACUGCUGGUAGAGUGGUGAAACCAUGACAUUUCAAUAUUUAACUACGGACAGUACACUAGUUCCUAGACUAACCUAAUAAUACUUAGUAAUUAUGCAUGUUCAAUACUUGAAAUUAGAUUAUCAUUAAAAUACUUAAAAUGAUUACUUACGCAGCAAAUGUUCCCUUAGUUUAUCACUCUUAUUUCCCUUAUAACAUUCAGUUUUUGAGCCUAAUGUAUUCUUUGAUAAUACGAAUUAUAACACUGAUUACACUCUUAUUAUACAUAGAUUGAUUUACUUUACGGCUAUCUGUAAGACUCACUAACUUUCUGUAGUAUUGUUAACCAAAUGCUGAAAUUUUGUUGGUUCUGCUAAUAUCUUUUUAUAAUAUAUGUAGACAGGUUACUUUGCAAUGUCAAAUGUUUACUAUAUAUAAAACUGUCAUGAUAAUUUAGUACACUUGGUCCUGCCAACCGACCUUACCUUCAGUUCAUACUACCUAUAUUGAACCCUAACUAUAUUGUUCUGCUGAAUCUUGCUCCACUAUUCACAAAACCUAUUCUUGUUAUUCUUCAAGGUUUUUGACUUCUUAUAAAGUAAUCUGUUCAUUAGGACGCAUGCAUACA